UUAAGCCUUUUAAGCUAGGAAAGGGGAUGUGGUUCAAUCACCAUAUACAUCAACUCCUCUCCUGCUCUAUGACUUUGAGUACUCUCCCAUAUACACCACAGACACCUUUUCUUUUGGACUUCAAAAUUUAUUCCAAUUCCUUUCACAAGGAUUUAAUGUAAGUUGGGUUAACCCUCCCUUCACCACAUUGUUUGGUUAGUCUUGUUUCUCAUCAUCAGCAACAAUUAUUGUCACUUGUGACACUCUAAAAGGUGAUUAAUUCUGAACUCCCAUGAUUAGUAAUGUGCCAUAUUUUUUUUGAAGAGCGGGGCUAAACAAAAAUUAAAAAGAAAUAAAAGAAAAAGUAGAUGGCCACAUCAUUGAAAUCUCCCUUUAAAAGAUGACCACAACUUCAACAAGCUAGAAACUAGGAAUAAGGCCGAAUCCAAUUGAAAAAACAAUGGAUGUUGAGAAAGCCUUCCACAUGACUGGAGGAGUUGGCAAAACUAGCUAUGCCAAGAAUUCUUCACUACAGAAGAAGGCAUCUGAUAAGGUGAAACACAUAAUCAUACAAACAGUUGAGGAUCUUUACCUUACAACCACUCCCAAGAGCAUAGGCAUUGCUGAUUUGGGAUGUUCCUCUGGGCCAAACACCCUAUCAAUCAUCAAAGACAUCUUUCAGGCCAUCCAAGGCAUAAGCCACAAGAUCAUGCACCACUCCACAGAAUUCAGGGUUUACUUUAAUGAUCUUCCAACAAAUGACUUCAAUUCAAUCUUCAAGGCCCUGCCAGAGUUCCACCAGCUGCUUAGGCAAGACAGGAAAAAUGGGUUUCCUUCCAUUUUCAUGGGAGGCUACCCUGGCUCAUUUUAUGGAAGACUAUUCCCAAACAGUUACUUGCACUUUGUCCACUCCUCCUACAGUCUACACUGGCUUUCAAGGGUUCCUCCAGCUAUCUAUGAUGAGCACAAGAGGUCAUUGAACAAAGGGUGUGUUUACAUUUGUGAAUCAAGCCCUGAAGUGGUGUCUCAAGCAUACUAUCAACAAUUCCAAGAAGAUUUUUCCUUGUUUCUUGGGUCAAGGUCAGAAGAACUAGUAGUAGGUGGAAGAAUGGUGCUGAUAUUUCUAGGGAGAAGGGGCCCAGAACAUGUUGACAGAGGCAACUCUUUCUUCUGGGAGAUUCUUUCCCGUUCAUUUGCUAUUCUAGUCUUACAGGGAGAAAUAGAACAGGAGAAGUUGGACUCAUAUGAUGUACAUUUCUAUGCACCAUCAAGGGAAGAGAUAGAGGAAGAGGUGAGAAAAGAAGGGUCGUUGAAGUUGGAGAGGCUAGAGAUGUUUGAGAUGGACAAGAACGAGCAAGGGAGUGGUGAGAGCUAUGGCACACAGAUUUCAGUGGCAGUGAGAGCCAUUCAAGAAUCAAUGAUCUCACACCACUUUGGAGAAAGGAUCUUGGACGGUUUGUUCAAGAAUUAUGCAAGGUUGGUGGAUCAAGAAGUGGCUAAGGAGGAAAUAAGACCCAUCUCUUUUGUUCUCGUUCUAAGAAAAAUAUAAUAUAUGAUAUCAUUAUUGUACAAAUUAUUCUAUUAUUAAGGUUAUUAUUUAUGUUGGUUUGCAGUAAUGAGACGUGUUUAAAUUGCAGCCA
Cajanus cajan (pigeon pea) is the source of this 1619-nucleotide messenger RNA. Its product is annotated as S-adenosyl-L-methionine-dependent methyltransferases superfamily protein. Gene Ontology annotation, molecular function: methyltransferase activity. NCBI's taxonomy places the organism in Eukaryota, Viridiplantae, Streptophyta, Magnoliopsida, Fabales, Fabaceae. The record is from RefSeq and is a predicted model, not a curated record.